GGAUGGACACACCGACACAGAUAUGGACACACACACACCCUCCCCCCCACCCCACCCCCCGCGCACGGCACCCCGAGUGUCCACAAGUUUAGGCCGCCUCAGCCCAGGGCUCAGAGGCCGGGGGAUGGGAGUGUGGGGAGUGUGGUGUGUGUACAGAGAAAAUAGAUUUUAAAAAGAAAGAGUGACGGGAACAGAAGGGAGAGAGAAAGGAACAGUGAGAAAGGGAAAGACGAGAAAGAAGAGUUCCGUAGUCCAGGAGCGUGAAAGAGCCCGAAGGAGCGGAAGCGAUCCUGGGGGGAAGAGGAGCGCAGAAAGGGGAGGAGAGAGGAAGGGCGAGGAGGGGGAGUGAAAACUAGAGGAGGGCGAAGGAAGCGAGGCGCGACACUGCUCGGGGAGAGGAGGGCAGCGAGGAGCCAGGCGCGGGCAGAGGCAGCUCCGGCGGCCGAGAGGAGGGAGCGCGGCGCAGAGAGGAGGGGCUUGCCGGCCCGUAGAAAUGUCAAUCAGAUUCCGGAGCCCCGGGAAUCUCCGCCAAUCUGUUCGGACCUGACCUGGCUCCUCGCCGCCGCCGCCGCCGCCGCCGCCCCGGAGCAGAUCAAUAGGCGAACGCGGAGCGCAGCGCAGCGCAGCGCGGAAGGCAGCGCGGCCGCAGCCGGGCCCAGCCCCCGAUGCGCCCCGGAGCCCGCGGGCGGCGCUGAGCUGGGCGGCCCCGGGGGGCCGGGCCCCCUCUCCGUCCGUGCCCCGCGGGCCACCAUGUCCUUCCCCCAGCUCGGAUACCAGUACAUCCGCCCGCUCUACCCACCCGAGCGCCCGGGGGCCGCCGCCGGCGGUGGCAGCGCUGGGGCCCGGGGCGGCCCGGGAGCCGGCGCCUCGGAGCUGGCUGCCUCAGGGUCCCUGUCCAACGUGCUCUCGUCCGUGUACGGGGCGCCCUACGCCGCGGCGGCAGCCGCAGCCGCAGCCGCCCAAGGCUACGGCGCCUUCCUGCCCUACGCCGCCGAGCUGCCCAUCUUCCCCCAGCUGGGCACGCAGUAUGAGCUGAAGGACAGUCCCGGGGUGCAGCAUACGGCCGCGGCCACCGCGUUUCCGCACCCGCACCCCGCCUUCUACCCGUAUGGCCAGUAUCAGUUCGGGGACCCAUCCCGUCCCAAGAACGCCACCCGAGAAAGCACUAGCACGCUCAAGGCCUGGCUCAACGAGCACCGCAAGAACCCCUACCCCACCAAGGGCGAGAAGAUCAUGCUGGCCAUCAUCACCAAGAUGACCCUCACCCAGGUGUCCACCUGGUUCGCCAACGCGCGCCGGCGCCUCAAGAAGGAGAACAAGAUGACCUGGGCGCCCCGUAGCCGCACCGACGAGGAGGGCAACGCUUACGGGAGCGAGCGCGAGGAGGAAGAUGAGGAGGAGGAUGAAGACGACGGCAAACGCGAACUGGAGCUGGAGGAGGAGGAGCUCGGGGGGGAGGAGGAGGACCCCGGGGGCGAGGGCCUGGCGGACGACGAGGAGGACGAGGAGAUCGAUUUGGAGAACUUAGACGGCGCGGCCGCGGGGCCCGAGCUGGCCCUGACCGGGGCGUCGCACAGGGACGGCGACCUCGGCCUGGAACCCAUCUCAGACUCCAAGAAUAGCGACUCGGACGACAGCUCCGAGGGCUUGGAGGAGCGUCCGCUGCCCGUCCUGAGUCUGGCCCCAGUGCCACCGCCCGUGGCCACGGCCCCGCCAUCUCCGCCCUCGCCCCCAACGGGCCUGGACCCCUGCGCUCCUGCACCGGCGCCCGCCUCGGCCCUGCAGAAACCCAAGAUCUGGUCCCUGGCCGAGACGGCCACAAGCCCGGACAACCCACGCCGCUCGCCUCAGGGCGCGGGGGUCUCUCCCCCGGGGGCAGCGGUCGCGCCCUCGGCCCUGCAGCUCUCUCCGGCCGCCGCCGCCGCCGCGGCUCACAGACUCGUCUCGGCGCCGCUGGGCAAGUUCCCCGCUUGGACCAACCGGCCGUUCCCAGGCCCGCCGCCUGGCCCACGUCCGCACCCGCUGUCCCUGCUGGGCUCGGGCCCGCCACACCUGCUGGGACUUCCCGGAGCCGCGGGCCACCCGGCCGCCGCCGCUGCCUUCGCUCGGCCGGCGGAGCCCGAGGGUGGAACAGGUGACUGCGGCGCGCAGGAUUCGGAGGGAGGGGAUCGCUGUAGUGCCUUGGAAGUGGAGAAAAAGUUACUCAAGACAGCUUUCCAGCCGGUGCCCAGGCGUCCCAGUCCAGACACCGGGGCUCCAGUGAAGCCCACCUCCUACCAGCCUCAGACCUCGGGUCCUGACGCCUCCCGCCCAACCUUAUAGUUAAACUGAAAGACCAGCGUCCACAGCUGGACCUCAUUUCACAGUGAGAUCUGCGUCCCUCAUUGCCCCCCGGCCUCCACCCUGGGUUGGGUCUCCCAGUCCUAGGGUGCGUCGGUCCCCCCUAAAAAUCUCUUUCUUUACUACCAUCGCCUCUCUCUUGCAGGCCCCAGAACCACCUGGAUGCCGCUCUGGUCUUAUCGGCUCUCUCCUCAUCCUAGUUUUUUUUUAAAGAAAUUUUUAAAUCGUUGUAAUAAUUGUAAAAAAAAAAAUCGCUCUGUAUAGUUAUGACUUGUAAGCAUGUCGGUGUAUGAAUACCUAAAAAGAAAACUAAAGAAAAAAAAAGGAAUAAAACAAAUCCCCCCCUCUCAGUCUACCCCCCAGUGGCUUCUGUUCCCCACAUUAGCUGAGUUUGUGAGGUUUGUUUGUUCGGUUGGUUUUGGGGGGUGGAGUUUCAGUGAGAAUAAGCGCGUCUGACUUUUUUUUUUUUUUUUUUGUAUAUACAGAAAAAAAUGUACAUAUGUGUGAACCAAAUUGUACAAGAAAGUAUCUAUUUUUGGCUAAAUAAAUGAGCUGUUGCCACUUUGACUAUA
Molecule: messenger RNA, 2912 nt
Organism: Cervus elaphus (red deer)
Lineage: Eukaryota; Metazoa; Chordata; Mammalia; Artiodactyla; Cervidae
Gene: IRX3
Product: iroquois homeobox 3
Exons: 4
Coding region: 751-2322 (523 amino acids)
Biological process (GO): cell development; neuron differentiation; regulation of transcription by RNA polymerase II
Cellular component (GO): nucleus
Molecular function (GO): RNA polymerase II cis-regulatory region sequence-specific DNA binding; DNA-binding transcription factor activity, RNA polymerase II-specific
Source: RefSeq, a predicted model, not a curated record